This is a messenger RNA of Helianthus annuus (common sunflower), 660 nucleotides long. RefSeq lists its product as uncharacterized. NCBI's taxonomy places the organism in Eukaryota, Viridiplantae, Streptophyta, Magnoliopsida, Asterales, Asteraceae. The transcript has a single exon. The record is from RefSeq and is a predicted model, not a curated record. The coding region runs from base 1 to 660 and encodes 219 amino acids.
AUGGAGGCUCCAGGCAAGGUGCACAUGAGGCUAGACCCAGCAAGUACCGCACACGCCGAGGAGUCACCAGUAGAGAAGAAAGUGGAGAAGCAGCCGACGAAGGUUCGGCCAUCACCAGCGAUUGAUUAUUCUCGCCUUCCGUUUCCCGCCCGCGCUAAGCAGCAGAAAUAUGCUCAGGAAUACGGGAAAUUCCUCGAGAUGUUCACACAGUUGAAAAUCAAUCUUCCGUUUAUCGAGGCGCUUCAGUCUAUGCCUAAGUAUGCAAAAUUUCUCAAAGAUCUUUUGAAGCGCAAGGAGAGAAUCAGUGAGCUUUCGAAUAUUCCAUUGACGGGAGGUUGUUCCGCGGUAGUCUUGAAUAAGCUGCCAGAGAAAUUAACCGACACUGGUACUUUCACGAUUCCAUGUUUCUUUGGGGGAGCCGUUACCCCCGCUCAUGCUCUAGCCGAUUUAGGGGCCAGCAUCAAUCUGAUGCCGUUUUCGUUAUACGAGAGGCUUGGUUUAGGAGAGUUGACACCCACGCGCAUGUCAUUGUCCUUGCCUGACCGAUCAGUCAAGUAUCCUCAUGGGAUAGUGAAGAAUUUGUUGGUAAAGGUUGAUAAGUUCAUAUUUCCGGUAGAUUUCAUUGUGCUUGAUAUUGUUGAUGCAUGGAAUGUCUGUUGA